AUGUUUCGGUUUCGGAUUGGUGACAGCUUCAGGUCCUCUGAUACGGAUUGGAUGAAGCAGUUGGUCACACCAGUAUCUUUCUUGACAAGAGAAAACGUCGAGUGGCUUGAAACGUUGGAUUAUGUGGUAUCACCAAAAGCUGAUGGGCAACGCAUGUUGCUGCUGUGCGAGCAGCAGACAUUUGAGCUUUAUCUUGUCCACCCGUCAUCGUCAUUGCCGCCCAUCAAGCUGAACGGGAAGUAUUUUGGACCCAGACUCAAGAGUGCUGGAUUCCUCCUGGACGCUGAAGUAGUAGAAGUUGGAACGUCCAGAUGGAUCCUGGCGUUUGAUGUUCUCGCAAUGGAGGCAGACAUGGAAUUUGAUGGCCAUCGUUUCAAAGCGUGGGACCAGGGCAUGGGAUCGUACGAUGUCCCGUGCCUCAAAGAACGGCACCGGUUGUUGGAGUCUCUGACCAAAGUCAUGAAAGUACCAGGGCUGUUGAUGAAGCCAGUGAAGCCCUCCAACGAAGCUUGCAAAGUGAAGGAGAGAUUGCAAACUCUCCCGUAUCCCACAGAUGGGCUGGUUUUUACCCCUGCCAAUGACCACGGCCUCCGGGCACUCAAGUGGAAACCAAAAAUCGAGCUAACCCUGGACGUGGCUCUGGGUGGUCCGAUCGAAACGGGACCAACAACCACACGCUUUGUUGCGUACUUGAUGGCAGAGAUUGACUGCGAUAUAUCACUUCCGGCAAAGACUGCAGACGAUGUUGUUCCUCCUGAUCACGUGCCGUUUUGCAUUUGCAGGUUGACCGGAAGCAUCAGAAUGCUAGCACCAAGAGAGGAAUUCGACAUCCUUGCCUUUGGGCUGAAUCGUCAGAAAUCGUGGGCGGACCCCCCGCAGGACUGCAACGAGGGUUGCCUAUGCAAAGAAAACUCUUUCCUUGACCAUCGUGGGAAAGAGGCGAAAUUUGCCCACUGCCCAAGGUGCGGCUGUCUUGGAGUUGCGUUUGCUCCUAGCUUUGCCUUUCAAUGUCAAGUGGCUUGCAUGUGUGAAAACACCUACCGCGGUUUGCCUAGGGCAGCCACAGUGGACGUUCCCAAGGAUCUCGCGGAGAUGGCGAAGCAUUCAAUUGUUGAGGUGUACAUGGAUGAAAUCAACAAGGAUGACAUGGCGUUGCGAUUCAAGCGGCUCCGCCAAGACAAACAGUGUGCCAACACUUUUCAAGUGGUUGAACAAAUCCGCAAGAGCAUUCUGGAGCCGAUUGAGCUCUCAACGAUCAACUUUUGGGGCACCGAGGCCAAGCCUCUGGUCAUGUCGAAGCGAGCACACAAGGGCGCAUAUCGCCAAGCUUCCAAUGAAAGAUGCAAGUUCGCCUUUGCGACUCUUCGAGUUCACCACUCUCAGAUUAAAGGUUGGCUCUAUAGAGCUUUCGGGGGCAAGCGUGUGAUCGAUAUCUGUGCUGGUGGCUUGCACGAUCUACACAACUGGCUUGACGCAGGGUUGGAUAUGGUUCUGGCUAUUGAGAGAGAUCCAGACCUUUGUGACCGUGGACGUUCCCGGCUCGAAGAGUUUGAGUUCACCCAUUCUGACAUGCGGGUCGAGCUUCUAGAGGCAGAUGCAUCAACGCUAAGCGCCUCGGCAGCAUCGCUUCACCGAGACGGCCUCCCAUUUGAUUCCGUGUUCUGCAACUUUGCCAUCCAUUACCUCUGGGAGACCCCGGAGCAGACUGCACGCCUACUUGAUAGCAUGGCCUCUGCGCUUGCAGAUCAGGGCCGGUUCGUCGUCACGUACCUUCAAGGAGAAAAACUUCAAGAGGAUGGUAUCAAGAUCUACAAUGACGAAGGAGGCAUGGAGUUUUCAGCAGAAUUGCUAGAUGACAAUGGUGCUCUUGUCAAGGUUUUCGUGGCCUCAAUCGGGAUUCCACACGUUGAAAGCGUGGUGAAACUUGAUGAUAUGACGAGCCGAUUCAAUGACGGUGGUUUCGACUUGGUGGCUUCCUAUCCUUUCCCCAUCUUUAUGAACAUGUUUCCAACUAGCUUGUCUUCGCAGGAGUUGCAAAUGUCCUCCCUCUAUGGUGUUGCUGUCUUUGAGAAACGAUCCGUGAAAGUCAAGUCUGAUAGGCCCCAAGAUGCAAUGCUGCCUUCCGCUUUUCCUCGAGACAGAGAAUCGUCGGAUCUUGAGCGGGCUGUGCUGGCAUUCUUGGACAUCCCGGAUCUCAUGAAAGGGCGUUUUGUGUGUAAGUUUUGGAGAUCUGCCAUUGAUGAGUUUCAGGUUCAUGUACCUCGAGCGACAAAAUGUCAAUACUUUUACAAGCACGUGGUUGCAUACAACAACGACGACAAGUAUACCAUGAAUGCGAAGGAACUUUCUGCCAGGGCUUUGGCUUGCUAUCUUCGUAUGGGUGGAGACAUUGCCACGGAGGACGAGAUGAUUCGAUUCGGUACCAACUUUGAGGACGGCAGCGAUAGCGAAAGCGAUUCGGACAACUCUCGAGGGUGGUACAACAGGUAUGACGACUUUUCUGAUGGCGGUUGCUUUGAUUAUGGUGGCUGGUACUAG
This is a messenger RNA of Seminavis robusta, 2538 nucleotides long. Lineage: Eukaryota; Bacillariophyta; Bacillariophyceae; Naviculales; Naviculaceae. The record is from the annotation of a GenBank genome assembly.